Drosophila obscura is the source of this 12166-nucleotide messenger RNA. It is a transcript of the gene rg, whose product is annotated as neurobeachin. The coding region runs from base 472 to 12090 and encodes 3872 amino acids. Gene Ontology annotation, biological process: intracellular protein localization. Gene Ontology annotation, cellular component: membrane; cytosol. The record is from RefSeq and is a predicted model, not a curated record. Gene Ontology annotation, molecular function: protein kinase binding. The transcript has 34 exons. Lineage: Eukaryota; Metazoa; Arthropoda; Insecta; Diptera; Drosophilidae.
ACGUGCUGCAACCUGAUAAAUUGGAAAAGUUUUUUUGCAAAAUCAAAAUCACGACAUAAAUCAAGCCAAAAAAAAAAAAAAUUUUUUAAUUAAUAAAGAAAAAAAUUUCAACUAAUUUUUUUGUUCGUCUCCCCUCCAAUUGCCUGGCAAUAUAUCGUAAAUUGUUUUUGAAUAUAUGUCCUAUAUAUAGGUAUAUAUACUAUAUAUAGCAUUAUAUGUAUUAUAUAUCUGUGCAUCGUGUGUGUGUGCCGUGUAUCCAUUCGUGUGCAUUCCAUCCAUUAAUUUUAUAACUCAAUCUAUGCGAAAAAUAAAAAUCGAAAUCUAAACUUAAAUAAAAAAAAAAAACAAAAAAAAAAAUUAACCGCAACGCGCUGGCAAUGCGUUGAAAAUAAUAUUGAAUAUUAAUAUCAAUAACUACGCCAUUCAAUCAAAACACGAAACGAUAAAUCGAAUCAAUUUCAAUCGACAAAAAUGGCGGACAUCAUGCGUCCGCCGUACAGCGAGAUCAAGCGGCCCGACGAAAUUGUCAGAAUGACAACCGCCGACAAUCUUAAAUUCGCCGUCCUCAUCGGCCUCAUCGAGGUUGGGCAGGUCACCAACCGUGAGGUUGUGAAUACCGUACUGCAUUUGUUGGUCGGCGGUGAAUUCGAUAUGGAAUUGAAUUUUGUGAUACAGGAUGCGCAGAAUAUCAAACAUAUGCUGGAGCUCUUGGAUCAUUGUCCGCCCAAUUUGCAGGCGGAAAUCUGGAGUGUUUUCAUAGCGAUUCUGCGUAAGAGCGUCCGCAAUCUGCAGGCCUGCACAGAUGUUGGCCUCAUCGAGCAUGUACUCGUCCGUCUGCAGCGCUCCGAAACGGUUGUGGCAGAUCUGCUCAUCGAGAUGCUGGGCGUUUUGGCCAGCUAUAGCAUAACGGUCAAGGAGCUGAAGCUGCUCUUUGGCACGAUGAAGGCAACGAAUGGCAAGUGGCCGCGGCACUCGGCCAAAUUGUUGAAUGUCCUGCGCCAAAUGCCGCAUCGCAACGGGCCCGAUGUGUUCUUUAGCUUUCCGGGCCGCAAGGGAUCGGCCAUGGUCCUGCCACCGCUGGCCAAAUGGCCGUAUGAGAAUGGAUUUACCUUUACCACAUGGUUUCGCCUGGAUCCCAUCAACUCGGUGAACAUUGAGCGCGAGAAGCCCUACCUUUAUUGCUUCAAGACCUCUAAGGGCGUGGGCUACACGGCGCACUUUGUGGGCAAUUGUCUGGUGCUCACGUCCAUGAAGGUGAAGGGCAAGGGCUUUCAGCAUUGUGUCAAAUAUGAAUUCCAGCCGCGAAAGUGGUAUAUGAUUGCCAUUGUGUAUAUAUACAAUCGUUGGACGAAAAGCGAAAUCAAGUGCCUCGUUAAUGGACAGCUGGCCUCUUCGACCGAAAUGGCCUGGUUUGUUUCCACAAACGAUCCUUUUGACAAGUGCUACAUUGGCGCCACACCGGAGCUGGAUGAGGAGCGUGUCUUUUGUGGGCAAAUGUCGGCUAUUUAUCUGUUCAGCGAGGCGCUGACCACACAACAGAUCUGUGCCAUGCAUCGCCUGGGGCCGGGAUAUAAGUCGCAAUUCCGCUUCGAUAACGAAUGCUAUCUGAAUCUGCCGGACAAUCACAAGCGGGUGAGUCACUUUCAACUGUUGCCAGCCACAUCGCUGAUGGUGGCAGGGGGACUGGGCGUCGGCGGCGGUAGUGGGAGCGGCGGCAGUGGAGCGGGCGGCAGUGGCAGUGUCACCGAUGCCGCUGCGGCAGCAGCCAGUGGCCAACAGCAGCUGCAGCUGCAAUUCCAGACUCUGGCCGCCGAGCAGGAGGCUCGGGCCAUUGACUGGGCAGACGAGCGGCUCGAUCUGAAUGCCGCGUUCGUCAAGAUUCGGGCUGUGCUUACCGCACGCAAUGCCGUGACCCUGGCCGCGCUACCAGGCGCAGGAGCAGCAGCAGCAGUAGAGCAGGAGCCACAGCUGCAACAGGCCACUGCUUCCGGCGUUGGAGGAGGAGCAGCAGCAACAGCCAACGAAGGCGGCAGCAACAGCCACGUGGGUGAUCCACAGCAGCAGCAGCUGGGCCAAAGCCCAAUCCCAAUCCCGGGCGGCACUGCGGACGAUCCGCUCGGCCAUUUGCCCACUGGAAAUGCUUCUUUUGACCAACUGCGUCGCAUGUCAAGCAGCGUGAGCAGCCUCAACUCCGGCCUGACAGCGGGCGGGGCCGACACCGAGGAGAUCAACCAGCUGAAAGCUGUGCUGUAUGAUGGCAAACUAUCGAAUGCCAUUGUCUUCAUGUACAAUCCAGUGGCCACCGAUGGCCAGCUCUGUUUGCAGUCAUCCCCCAAGGGAAAUGUAUCAUAUUUUGUUCACACGCCGCAUGCGCUGAUGCUGCAGGAUGUUAAGGCGGUGGUCACGCACUCGAUACACUGCACCCUAAACUCGAUUGGCGGCAUCCAGGUGCUGUUCCCGCUGUUCUCGCAGCUGGACAUGGCCCACGAGGGCAUUGGGGACAUCAAGCGUGAUCCCUCCCUUUGUUCGAAGCUGCUGGGUUUCAUCUGCGAACUGGUGGAGACAUCGCAGACGGUGCAGCAGCAUAUGAUCCAGAACCGAGGCUUCCUGGUCAUCUCGUUCAUGCUGCAGCGCUCCUCCCGCGAGCAUCUGACGCUGGAGGUGCUUGGCUCGUUCCUCAAUCUGACCAAAUAUCUGGUCACGUGCCUUUCGGCCAACAGCGAUCUGCUGCUCAAACAGUUGUUCUGUUUCUCGUUUCUCACGUGGCAGCUGCUCGACCACGUGCUGUUCAAUCCAGCGCUGUGGAUCUACACGCCGGCGAAUGUGCAGGCCCGUCUGUACUCCUACCUGGCCACCGAGUUCCUCAGCGAUACUCAGAUCUACAGCAAUGUGCGACGCGUGAGCACCGUACUGCAGACAGUGCACACCCUCAAGUACUACUACUGGGUGGUGAAUCCACGUGCCAAGAGCGGCAUCAUACCCAAGGGUUUAGAUGGACCGCGUCCCGCGCAGAAGGAUAUACUGGCCAUACGCGCCUACAUCCUGCUGUUCCUCAAGCAACUGAUAAUGAUCGGCAAUGGCGUCAAGGAGGAUGAACUGCAGAGCAUACUCAACUAUUUGACCACCAUGCAUGAGGAUGAGAACCUGCACGAUGUGCUGCAGAUGCUCAUCUCAUUGAUGUCGGAGCAUCCCAGCUCCAUGGUACCUGCCUUCGAUGUGAAGCACGGCGUGCGCAGCAUCUUCAAGCUGCUGGCGGCCGAAAGUCAAUUGAUUCGCCUGCAGGCCCUCAAGCUGCUCGGCUUCUUCCUCUCGCGCAGCACACACAAGCGCAAGUACGAUGUGAUGUCGCCCCACAAUCUCUAUACGCUGCUGGCCGAACGGCUGCUGCUCUACGAGGAGUCACUGUCGCUGCCCACCUACAAUGUCCUCUACGAGAUCAUGACGGAGCAUAUAUCGCAGCAGAUACUGUACACGCGCCACCCCGAGCCAGAGAGCCACUAUCGCCUGGAGAAUCCAAUGAUACUCAAGGUGGUGGCCACGCUGAUACGUCAGUCCAAGCAGACCGAGUCGCUGAUCGAUGUGAAGAAGCUCUUUCUGCAGGACAUGACGCUGCUGUGCAACAGCAAUCGCGAGAAUCGUCGCACGGUUCUGCAGAUGUCCGUGUGGCAGGAGUGGCUCAUCGCGAUGGCCUACAUCCAUCCGAAGAACAGCGAGGAGCAGAAGAUCAGCGACAUGGUAUACUCGCUCUUCCGCAUGCUCCUGCACCAUGCGAUCAAGCACGAGUAUGGCGGCUGGCGCGUCUGGGUGGACACUUUGGCCAUCGUCCACUCGAAGGUCUCCUACGAGGAGUUCAAGCUGCAGUUCGCCCAGAUGUACGAGCACUAUGAGCGCCAGCGCACGGACAACAUCACGGAUCCCGCUCUGCGCCAGGCCCGGCCCAUCAGCACGAUCAGCGGCUGGGAGCGCGAGGAGCUGCAGCAGCAGCAGAACGGAGUGGCAGGCGGAGCUGCUACAGCUGCCAUUCAGGGCCAGGCCCAGGUGCCGGCUGUCAAGGGAGCCGUGUCUAUUGCCUCGCUCGAGGAUGUGGCCGCCGCCGUCGAGGAGGAGGACGAGAUGGAGGAGGAGACCGUCGAGGAGCUGGAGAGCUUUGAGCUGCCUGUCGAUGGCGAAGCAGAACAGUGCCCUCCCAGCACCAAGUCGGUCAUUGCCAAUAUUUCCGAUGUGUACAACGAGCAAAUCAAAACGGACGAAGCGCUCCAGGCCACGGCCACGGCCACGUCCACUCUGGCGACGGCGCCCACCUGCAAUGGCAGCCUCGAGUCGGAACAGGAUGCGGACCAGCUGCAGGUGCAGGUGCAGGUCCAGGAGCUGGAUAAGCCACAGUCAGAGCUGGAGUCCACGGCCACGCCUGCAAAGGGUGGCCAGGCUGCGCUCAGGGAAGCCCUGCAGCUGGGCGAUGACAUGGAUGUGGAGGAGCUGGAGCUGGCCACGGCCAAGGAUGCCCUCGAUGUGGAGCAGCAUGUGGCGCAUGUGCUGCAGACGUCGGAGGCGGCGCUCAACGACUGCAAGCUGGUCAUGGACGAUGUCCUGCAGGAGGCCUCCUCAGUGCUGAAAGAUGAGGAAAUUGAGCUGGCCGUCAAUGAGGUGGUUCAGGGUGUUCUCAACAACGAGAAGAAGUCCCAGGAGCAGCAGCAGCAGCAGCAGAAGCAGCAGGAGCAGCAGCAGCAGGAGCAACCGCAGGAUAAUGUCAGUCUGCUGAAUAGCAAGAAUCUGCUCAACAACAAUUACAACAACAACAACAAUCCCAGUCUCAGUCCCAGCGAAGAGGUGACCACCAGAGCCGCAGCGGAUGGAGAGGCGGAUGGGGAGGCAGAGACGGAGACGGAAGUCAAUGCCAACGAGAUCAGCACAGCCACAGCCACAGCGAAAGCGGAAACGGAAACGGGAACUGCGACAAAAACGGAAGUGGCAGCCAGUCCGAGCCCCACACUAGAAGUAACCAAUCAAAAGACUGAAGAAGCAGCCAACAAGCUGAACAAUAACGAGAAAGUCGAGCAGCCCGAGAGCAGCCAGGAGAGCAUCUCCACGCCCGAGAUCAGCCUCAGUCCGGACCAGUCCACACCAGAGCCGGAAAUCGAGGAGAAUCUCCUGCUGCUGCAGCUGGCUGAACCCGAGGUGGAGUCUGAGCCUGAGCGGCAGGCACAGACCACAGCGGACGUGCCAAGUGAGGAUCCGGUGGAGCUGGCAGUGCGCGAUAUUGUGGAGCAGCUGAUCGAGAAGGUGAUCGACGCCACAGAAGCAGCGGAGACAGACGCUCCAGCCAAAACCAAAACCAAAACCGAGACGGAGACCAACAACAACGAGCUGCCCGGCGCCAAGGAAGCGGCAGCGGCAGCGGCAGCGGAAACGCUGGAUUCAGCCGAAAGUGUGGCAGCCGCAGCCGAAGAGAUUGUCCACGAGGUGGUCGAAGCUGCGCUCUUCCUGGCCCAGGAAACUAAGCAGGCAGUCGAAGAAGAACCAGAAAAGACACCCGAAACGGAAGCUGAAACAGAAGCGGAAACGGAAACGAAGGAACAUGUGACGGCCAUUGUCAGUGAGGUGCUGGACACGCUGGUCGAGGAGACCGUGCGGGCGGUGGGCGAGACCGUCGUCAGCGUCAACAAGGUGGAGGCCUCGGAGCAGACGACCCAAACCUCGCCGGCACCGCCGGAGGAGCAGCCCGAGGAGCAGCAGCCGCCAGCUACAGUGGCACCCACACCCAAGCGGGUCAAGCCCAUGGAGGUGGACUCGACCACACAGACAACGCCAAAGAAUGAGGCUGGUGUCGGAGCCAACGCUUCGCUGUUGGCCCAGGACGAAGUGCAGCUGCAUGAGGAGGAAUCCCAGACGGGAGAACCAGUGGAGGACUGUGAGGAGCCGUCGUCGGGCAUCGAAGGAAAUGCGCAGCUCGAAUCCAGUCACUAUGCGAAUCCAGCCAGUGGAGAGGCAAAGCAGCAGCAGCAGCAAUCGCAGCAGCAGCCACGCUCCAAGUCCGGCUCGACGCGUCCCAUGUUCAGUCCGGGACCGACGCGUCCGCCCUUCCGCAUACCGGAAUUCAAGUGGUCGUACAUCCACCAGCGGCUGCUCAGCGACGUGCUCUUCUCGCUGGAAACGGACAUUCAGGUGUGGCGCAGCCACUCCACCAAGAGUGUCCUCGACUUUGUCAACUCCAGUGAGAAUGCCAUCUUCGUGGUGAACACGGUGCAUCUGAUCUCCCAGCUGGCCGACAAUCUGAUCAUCGCCUGCGGUGGCCUGUUGCCGCUGUUAGCCAGUGCCACAUCCCCGAAUUCGGAACUGGAUGUGCUGGAGCCGACACAGGGCAUGCCCCUGGAGGUGGCCGUGUCCUUCUUGCAGCGUCUGGUGAACAUGGCCGAUGUCCUGAUCUUUGCCACCUCGCUUAACUUUGGCGAACUGGAGGCCGAGAAGAACAUGUCCAGCGGCGGUAUACUGCGCCAGUGUCUGCGCCUCGUCUGCACCUGUGCCGUGCGCAACUGCCUCGAGUGCAAGGAGCGCACCCGCUAUAAUGUGGGUGCCCUCGCACGGGAUGUGCCCGGUGCGGCGCAUCUGCAGGCCCUCAUUCGCGGCGCCCAGGCAUCGCCAAAGAACAUUGUGGAGUCAAUCACCGGUCAAUUAUCGCCCGUCAAGGAUCCCGAGAAGCUGUUGCAAGACAUGGACGUGAAUCGCUUGAGGGCUGUCAUCUAUCGUGAUGUGGAGGAGACAAAGCAAGCCCAGUUCCUUUCCCUGGCCAUUGUCUACUUCAUCUCCGUGCUGAUGGUGUCCAAGUACCGUGACAUUCUGGAGCCACCAGCAGAGCCACAGAUCCAGCGCCAGUCGCCGGUGCUGCAGCGCACCUCUGGAGGCGAAGCGGCCAGUGCGCGUCCUCUGUUCCCCCAAUGGUCGCACCAUGUCUACCCGCAAUUCCUGCCCGAAUCGCAUCAGAAUCAUGUAGCUGCCGCCUCCUCCAUGCAACACCAGCAGCAACAGCAGCAGCAACAGCAACAACAGCAACACUACUACCACCAGCAGCAGCAACAGCAGCAACAGACAUCCCAUAACCAUAGCCACCAUCAUACGAGUAUGACGGCUGCCUACUACCAGCAGCAACAGCAGCAGGCAGCAGCAACACAACAGCAACAGCAACAACAGCAGCAGCAGCACCAACAGCAGCAACAGCUUGGUGGCAACAUCUCACCCACACCCUUGGCCACGCACUCGAGCAGCUCGUCAGCAAGCUCGACGGCCACCUCGCAGCCGGCGUCAAGCUCCUCGCUCUCCUCGCUGGCCUCUCAAAGCCAUCAGCAGACGCACCGGCAGCUCCACAAGCAGCAGCAGCAACAUUACCAUCCCCACCAGCAACAGUCCCAUUAUGGACUGAUCAAUGGUCACCAGCAGCAGCAGCAGCAGCAAUUGAAUGGGAAGCUUUAUGGGGAGAAUGGAUCCACAGCUGGCUAUCAUCCGCAUACCCAUCCCCAUCCACAUCCGCAUUCGCAUGCUUACGGCAUGCGCAACGGAGAGACUGUCACACAGCAGAAUGGAUUGGCGGAGUACCAGAUGCCUGGAGGAGCUGCAGCUGCAGCUGGAGGAGGUCUGGUGAAUGGCCAUGCCACGGGUGGUGGCAACAACAAUAAUGCCAACAUGAUGAACAACAUGCGCAAUCUGAGAAACGGUCACAGUGCUGCUGCCACACCAUCUGCUGUUGGAGCUGUGGCUGGGGCUGGGGCAGCAUCUGGAGCUGGAGGCGGCAUGAGUAACAUGAACAUGAAUAUGGGCAUGGGCAUGGGAAUGGGAAUGGGCAUGGGCAUGGGAGGAGAUGGUGGUGUUGGCGUAGGCAUAGGCGGAGGCGUGGCGUACAAGACAAACGCCAUGAACAAUAAUUAUCGCUACAAUGGACAACGCACCGCAUCCGUUUCCGGCUCUGGAACAGGUGGACGCCAGAUCCAGGACAGCGACUACGAAAUUAUUGUCGUGGAUGAGAACAAUCCGUCGGUGCUGGCGGAUAAUGAUUCGCAUUCGAGUGGACCGCCAUCGAUUAAGGCCAACAACCAGACAACAACAACAACUAAAACAACAACAGCCCAUAAUAUUAACAACAACAACAACAACACUAAGACAACAACAACAACAACAAAAAGUACAACCAUUCCGACAGCAGCAGCCGCUGCAACAACAACAACAACAACAACAAUUAAAAUUCAACAACAACCAUUGUCACCACCAAAGCCAACGGUGCCACAGAAAUUACCAAAGAGUGUCGACUCGGACGUGGGCUCCCUGAACAUGAACUCAACCGAGAACGAAGUUCCCGAGGUGGAGUCCUCCAGCGAGAUCCUGAUCGAUGACCACCACAAGCCCAGCCACUCGAACGACGAGAGCUGGACGGAUGUGAAUCUGAACGAGGAUGCCGCCGUGCAGGCGGCCAGCGCUGGCAUGGUGGUGGGACUCGUCGACGGUGGGGACAAGCACGAACCCUCCGCGGCCAACCAUCCACAUGGCUCGCAUGGACAGCAGGGAGGCGGCGGCGGCGGCGGCACAGGAGCAGGAGGACCUCAGCAGCAGCAGCAGCAACAUGGAUCGAUGGGUCAUGGGAUCAUGGGGGGAGAACGGGGCGACAAGCCCGACUCGGAGAUAUCUGUGGUGCGUGUGCCCGAUGGCUAUGGCAGUGGCACGACGGGGUCUGGCUCCGGGGCGCCCGUGGGACCCGGUCAGGGCGUCGGCGGCGGCCAACGGCCGCGGCCCGAGGAGCUGCCAAUGAAGGCGCCGGCACUCGUGGCCCAGCUGCCGCUGACGACGCCCUCCCGGGAGGCGAGUCUCACCCAGAAGCUGGAGAUCGCACUGGGACCGGUGUGUCCGCUGCUGCGCGAAAUAAUGGUGGACUUUGCCCCGUUCCUCUCGAAGACGCUGGUCGGCUCGCACGGCCAGGAGCUGCUGAUGGAGGGCAAGGGGCUGACCACGUUCAAGAACUCGCACUCGGUGGUGGAGCUGGUGAUGCUCCUCUGCUCGCAGGAGUGGCAGAACAGUCUGCAGAAGCAUGCCGGCCUCGCCUUCAUCGAGCUGAUCAACGAGGGCCGCCUCCUCUCGCACGCCAUGAAGGAUCACAUUGUGCGCGUGGCCAACGAGGCGGAGUUCAUCCUCAAUCGGAUGCGGGCCGACGAUGUCCUGAAGCACGCCGACUUCGAGUCGCAGUGCGCCCAGACGCUGCUGGAGCGGCGCGAGGAGGAGCGCAUGUGCGACCACCUCAUCACCGCCGCCCGUCGCCGCGACAAUGUCAUCGCCAGCCGCCUCCUGGAGAAGGUGCGCAACAUCAUGUGCAACCGCCACGGCGCCUGGGGCGAUGUCAGUGGUGUCGGCGUAGGCAUAGGCGGGGGUACAGUUGCUCUGCAGAAGGGUACCUACUGGAAGCUGGAUGCCUGGGAGGAUGAUGCCCGUCGGCGCAAGCGGAUGGUGCAGAAUCCACGCGGCUCCUCCCACCCGCAGGCCACGCUGAAGGCGGCCCUCGAGAACGGUGGUCCAGAGGACGCCAUCCUGCAGACGCGUGACGAAUUCCAUACCCAGAUCGCCGUCUCGCGGGCCCAUCCCUCGUCGCAGCACAAUGGGGAGCUGCUGGACGAUGCCGAGCUGCUGAUUGAGGACCGGGAACUGGAUCUGGAUCUCACGGGACCGGUGAAUAUCAGCACGAAGGCGCGCCUGAUUGCCCCCGGACUGGUGGCACCCGGCACCGUGUCCAUCACCAGCACGGAGAUGUUCUUCGAGGUGGACGAGGAGCAUCCGGAGUUCCAGAAGAUCGAUGGCGAGGUGCUCAAGUACUGCGACCAUCUGCACGGCAAGUGGUACUUCUCGGAGGUGCGUGCCAUCUUCUCGCGCCGCUACCUGCUGCAGAAUGUCGCCCUGGAGAUAUUCCUCGCCAGCCGCACCUCCAUCCUGUUCGCCUUUCCCGACCAGCACACCGUCAAGAAGGUGAUCAAGGCGCUGCCGCGUGUGGGCGUUGGCAUCAAGUACGGCAUACCGCAGACGCGUCGCGCCUCGAUGAUGUCGCCCCGGCAGCUGAUGCGCAACUCGAACAUGACCCAGAAGUGGCAGCGGCGCGAGAUAUCCAACUUUGAGUAUCUGAUGUUCCUCAACACGAUCGCGGGGCGGACGUACAACGACCUCAAUCAGUAUCCCAUAUUCCCCUGGGUGCUGACCAACUACGAGUCGAAGGAUCUGGACCUCAGCCUGCCAUCCAACUACAGGGAUCUGUCGAAGCCGAUUGGGGCACUGAAUCCGUCGCGUCGCGCCUACUUCGAGGAGCGGUACGAGAGCUGGGACAGCGACACCAUUCCGCCCUUCCACUACGGCACCCACUACUCGACGGCGGCCUUCACCCUCAACUGGCUGGUGCGCGUGGAGCCCUUCACGACCAUGUUCCUGGCGCUGCAGGGCGGCAAGUUCGACUAUCCGGACAGGCUGUUCUCGUCGGUGUCGCUGUCGUGGAAGAACUGCCAGCGGGACACGUCCGAUGUGAAGGAGCUGAUACCCGAAUGGUAUUUCCUGCCGGAGAUGUUCUACAAUGCCUCCGGCUACAGGCUGGGCCACCGCGAGGACGGUGCCCUGGUGGACGACAUCGAACUGCCGCCGUGGGCCAAGAGUCCCGAGGAGUUUGUGCGCAUCAAUCGCAUGGCCCUGGAGUCGGAGUUUGUCUCCUGCCAGCUGCACCAGUGGAUCGAUCUGAUAUUCGGCUACAAGCAGCGCGGACCGGAGGCCAUACGGGCCACCAAUGUCUUCUACUAUCUGACGUACGAGGGCAGCGUUGAUCUUGACGGCGUACUCGAUCCGGUGAUGCGCGAGGCGGUCGAGAAUCAGAUCCGCAACUUUGGCCAGACGCCCAGCCAGCUGCUAAUGGAGCCCCAUCCGCCGCGCAGCUCUGCCAUGCAUCUGUCCCCGAUGAUGUUCAGCGCCAUGCCCGAAGAUCUGUGCCAAAUGCUCAAGUUCUACCAGAACUCGCCCGUCAUUCACAUCUCGGCCAACACGUAUCCACAGCUGUCGCUGCCCUCCGUCGUCACGGUGACCGCCGGCCAUCAGUUUGCGGUCAAUCGCUGGAACUGCAACUACACCGCAUCCGUCCAGAGUCCCAGCUAUGCUGAGUCGCCCCAGUCGCCCGGUUCCAAUCAGCCGCUGACCAUCGAUCCGGUUUUGGCUGUCCAUGGAGCCAACAACAAUAGCAAUGCGGUGAGCCGCCGCCAUUUGGGCGACAACUUCAGCCAAAUGCUUAAGAUCCGCUCCAACUGCUUUGUGACCACGGUGGACAGCCGCUUCCUGAUUGCCUGCGGCUUCUGGGACAACAGUUUCCGCGUCUUUGCCACCGAAACGGCCAAAAUCGUGCAGAUCGUGUUCGGACACUUUGGGGUGGUCACCUGCAUGGCCCGCUCCGAGUGCAACAUCACAUCCGACUGCUACAUUGCCUCGGGAUCGGCGGACUGUACGGUGCUGCUGUGGCACUGGAAUGCCCGCACCCAGAGCAUUGUGGGCGAGGGCGAUGUGCCCACACCGCGGGCCACACUCACGGGUCACGAGCAGGCCGUCACCUCGGUGGUGAUUAGCGCCGAGCUGGGCCUAGUCGUCUCCGGUUCAUCCAAUGGUCCCGUGCUCAUACACACGACGUUCGGGGAUCUGCUGCGUUCGCUGGAUCCGCCAUCGGAGUUCCAUUCGCCGGAGCUGAUCACCAUGUCCCGGGAGGGCUUCAUUGUGAUCAACUACGACAAGGGCAAUGUGGCCGCCUACACCAUCAAUGGCAAGAAGCUGCGCCAUGAGACGCACAACGACAAUCUGCAGUGCAUGCUGCUGUCGCGCGAUGGCGAAUACCUGAUGACAGCCGGCGAUCGUGGCAUCGUGGAGGUGUGGCGCACCUUUAACCUAGCACCACUCUAUGCCUUCCCCGCAUGCAAUGCGGGCAUCCGAUCCCUGGCCUUGACACACGAUCAAAAAUACCUGCUGGCUGGACUCUCCACGGGCUCGAUCAUUGUAUUCCACAUCGACUUCAAUCGCUGGCACCACGAGUACCAGCAGCGCUACUAAUAAUCCCAAGCAGCCACUGACAUUCCAGCCCCUGGCGAACACACGACGAUCCCCGCUAAGGAGAAAUAAACUGAAA